Messenger RNA from Mustela lutreola (European mink), 1791 nucleotides. It is a transcript of the gene NUDT17, whose product is annotated as nudix hydrolase 17. Gene Ontology annotation, cellular component: cytosol. The record is from RefSeq and is a predicted model, not a curated record. The transcript is spliced from 7 exons. Gene Ontology annotation, molecular function: NADH pyrophosphatase activity. Gene Ontology annotation, biological process: NADP+ catabolic process; NAD+ catabolic process. The coding region runs from base 189 to 1250 and encodes 353 amino acids. NCBI's taxonomy places the organism in Eukaryota, Metazoa, Chordata, Mammalia, Carnivora, Mustelidae.
AAAAAAAAAAGAGGAGCCGAGGAAUUAGAGGCUUUCUUCUUUGUCAUUUACUAGCAUUGCACCCUUGGCUCCUCCCCAAGGCUUCUGCCUAAAUUUCCCCGGCCUCCCUCCGACCCGGCCCAACACUCGGGGCGGCGCCGCUGGGCCAGCAGAGGGCGCCAGGCGGACCGCAGCCCAGAAGCCGCGUUAUGGCCGCCUCGCGGGUGCUGCUGCUCCUGUCCGGGCGCCCUGUGUCGCCGAGCUUCGUGCAGAGUGUGUGUCGCCUCCUGGGCGCCGGGCCAGGGUUCGGGCCGUGGCCCACGCACUGCGGCUUUAAGCGAGGACGACUCGUCCUCUCGGACCGGCCAUUCCCAGGCGCUUCGACCACGCUUCCGCUUCAGGUCCGGAGAAAGGGGAGCGGGGUGGGGGGCAGGAGUGGGGUGUGGAGCUGGCGCCAGAGGCCAGGCUCCAUCAGACUCGACCUCCUCCCCCAUCGCGCGGCGUUGCCCAAUUUUUGCCCGGCUUCUGAAGCCUUAAACCAAACGGCCACCUACCCCCCGCACCCCCACCAGCGACCCCCUUUCUGCCCUUUUGUGGCACUGGACCAGCAGCAGCUCAGGGCUCGGGGGUCUGAGCUGCCCACGAAUCGAGGUGUGGAUCUGGGUGUGGCCGUCAUUCUGCAGUCCAGCGACCAGACUGUCUUAUUAACCCGAAGGACAAGCACCCUCAGCCUUUCUCCCAACCUCUGGGUACCCCCAGGUGGGCACGUGGAACUUGAUGAAGAGCUGUUAGACGGAGGGCUCCGAGAGCUUUGGGAGGAGAGUGGAUUGCAGCUGCCCCAGGACCAGUUCUCUUGGGUCCCUCUGGGGUUAUGGGAGUCUGCCUACCCUCCAAGGCUGAGCUGGGGUCUCCCCAAAUACCAUCACAUCAUUCUCUAUCUUCUCGUGGUCUCCCAGGAGUCACAGCAGCAGCUGCAGGCCCGGAUCCAACCAAACCCAAAUGAAGUGAGCGCCUUUAUGUGGCUGGGACCAGAUGUAGCAGCUGCAGUGGCCACUAUAGAGGAUGGUACAGAGACAUCCAGGCAUCUCUCCCAGGAGCUACCACCCUCCAUCCUUAUAGUAGAACUAAAGGAGGAUGGAGGAGCUCGACCCCUGGCCUUGCCCGUGUCCACACUGCUGCGGACAACCCCAACCACAGAUGAAGGAAAAGAGAGGGUCAGCUCUGGGACGAAGUUUGCCCUCAGGCUCUGGCUGCAACAUCUGGGCAGGUAGUGCUGGGAUGGCAGCUGAGGUGACAGGACAGUGCUUUUUGGUCGGGGGCAGGUCCUCCUCAUCUGACGAACUCUCUAUUGUCAAGUCAAUAACUUCAACUUUCUUCUUAUUCUCCGAUGGAUUGCCCUCUUGGACUGGGCUGUACUGGAGGCCUGCGGGUGGUAAGAGGACUGUGUCUCAGAGACGAAGCCAUCCAAGAUGUAGUUCAGCUGGGGGACAGGGGGUCACUCACCAUCCAGCCCAUACCCUGGCGGGGGGCAAACCUCAGAUGCCUCCUUCUUGGGUUUCAUUGGGCACCAGGAUCCAUCUUCCAUGAACUGGAUCUCAUCACAAUCCGAACAGGAAUUAAGUAUCUCCAUGAAUAAGCUGGGGGAAGGGGAGAGAUGGGAAUUCAUGGGGCUGGGAGAUGGCUGGGAACAGUAGCCGGGGAGUUCUGGGACUCACCUUCCUGAACCUCAGGAACUGAGGUUUCCUUGUCUGUAUUCACUCUACUAACUCUUGAGUUGUCGGAAUCAAAUAAAGUAAGGUAAUAUAAAAGAGA